AUGAAAGCAGUACACGGCUUAACUAGGUUUAGUGUAUCACAUCUAAAUCGGUUUAAUAUAUGUUGUCUGGAUUUUUCAUCGAGACUACAGGUGCGACAUAGUGCCACCUUAUUAAACUCACAUUUUAAGUUAUUAGCACCUACAGCGGUUAAAAUUAGAAGUUUGGGGCUUGGACCAACUUCUAAGGAUUUCGAUGAUCAGCCACAAGCACAAAUUACUAGUCCUUUGACAAAACUACACGCUAAUGAACUUGUGCUACACUUAAAUGAUGAAGAAAGAAAAGUGUUGCUCCACGCCUUACAACAGUACGAAUCUACAAGAAUUAAGGAAGAUUAUGAAGAUAAGUUAGCUGGUAGAAGAUGGCGCAGCAAGUUAGGGAGACCAAGCAAGGUACCAACAUUAGGAGACGUAGACCCCACAGGUUCCUAUUGUGAGGUGCCAGAUGACUGGCUCAAGAAAAAGUAUGCGGCUAAGGUGCCAGCACCCACCACAAAGGAGUUGUUACACUUGUCGAUGGCAAAUGCCAUACCUUUCAUUGGAUUUGGAUUCUUGGACAACUUUAUCAUGAUCAUUGCUGGGGACAGUAUAGAAACAGGCAUGAGUGCAUACAUUACGUUGUCAACGAUGGCUGCGGCGGCGUUGGGGAACACGCUCAGUGACGUCAUCGGCAUCGGCUCUGCUUACUACGUAGAACGAGUCGCCUCCUUGGUCGGCCUGGGCGCACCCAAGCUAUCUCCUGUUCAGCUCGAUAUGACUAUUUCCAGGCGGUUCUCAAACCUGGGACGCGUUGUCGGUAUCACAGUAGGCUGCAUUCUGGGAAUGACGCCAUUGCUCUUCAUGGAUGAAGAUUCCAAAUCCGAACAAAAAAAUGAGAUGAUAUAG
Spodoptera littoralis (African cotton leafworm) is the source of this 882-nucleotide messenger RNA. Lineage: Eukaryota; Metazoa; Arthropoda; Insecta; Lepidoptera; Noctuidae. The record is from the annotation of a GenBank genome assembly.